This is a messenger RNA of Mytilus californianus (California mussel), 1362 nucleotides long. RefSeq names its product FMRFamide peptide receptor frpr-18-like. The coding region runs from base 124 to 1137 and encodes 337 amino acids. Gene Ontology annotation, biological process: G protein-coupled receptor signaling pathway. Gene Ontology annotation, molecular function: G protein-coupled receptor activity. The transcript is spliced from 3 exons. Gene Ontology annotation, cellular component: plasma membrane. The record is from RefSeq and is a predicted model, not a curated record. NCBI's taxonomy places the organism in Eukaryota, Metazoa, Mollusca, Bivalvia, Mytilida, Mytilidae.
UUCGUGUUUUGUUAUUCAGUCAACAGUUAGCAAAGUUUAGUCUUACUGGAUUAUUCGGCAUUAAACGGUCAGAGCUCGGUUUCUAUUUAAUAUAAGCAUACAUCCAUUCGGAAUUGUAUCUAUAUGGAUUUGAAUGGUACAAACAAAACACUGUUAGCUAUCGGUCAAGAACCAGCGAAAUGGGGAUUUUGGAUACAGGAGAUAAUAACUCCAAUCAUCGUAGUCGUCGGAAUCUGUGGAAAUGUUAUGUCAUUUUUAUUGAUGAAAACCAAGUCUCUUCGAAGGAAGUCUUACAGUCACUUCCUGUGUGCGUUGGCAGUAUUCGACAGCCUCUGUUUGAUAAAUCGGCAAAUAACAUUGAUUCACGAAAUGAUGGUUGACAAUGAAAAAGAUGGCGUCUUUACGUAUUACAGCGACCUCUCGUGUCAGUUAUUUAGUUUUUAUGAACACGUGUGUUAUCUCAUGUCAUCUUGGCUAAUUGUUGGAAUGGCGGCUGAGCGAGGUGUAGCCAUGUGCUUGCCAUUCAGGAAAACCUUAAUUAGAACUCAAACAGGGGCGUUUGUGACAAUUAUGUCAACAUUCGUGGUCAUGUGUUUUACCCAAACAUUCCGUUUUAUCAUGAUGAAAAACAUCGGUGGACUUUGUCAAGGUAAUACGUAUACGCAUCCAGAGUAUAUCGAACUACAUAUCUAUUUCUAUCAAUUGACACUGGUACUUACCCUUCCGUUUUUACUGGUUUUGGUAUGCAACACUCUAGUGAUUUAUCAGAUAUAUUGCGUGCGAAAAGCGGCUGUCAGCUUAACUUUAAGAUCACGUGUUGUAGCGAGAUCUCAUAAAACAACAGUUAUGUUAUUAGCCAUCGCCUUCACAUACCUUAUCACGAUGUUACCAUUGGUGGUUAUAUCAUUUAUAUGGAUGGUUGCCAUGGAAAACUCGAAUGUUCGGAUGUUUUUCUCUCUCUAUCCUAUCCAACAGUUUGUCUCCGUCAUAUCUCAUUGUAACUAUGGUGUUAACUUUUUUAUUUAUAUUUUAUCAGGUCGGUCUUUCCGGUUCGAACUAAGACGUAUUUUUUCGCUUGAGAGACGUUCGACAAUAUCAACCACGAAAACAAGAGAGGAAAUUAUGCGUUUACAGUGAGAUUGUGGUACAUGCAUUAAAAUAUGAAACCAUUUUUGUUUGAUAUAAAUUUAUAGAAAAAUGAAAACAACACUUUAUAAUGUCAUGCGUCCGAAGCGCAUUUCAUCUAAGGCCAACUUUGCCUGAGGGAUUUGAAAUCUUAGUUUCUUAUUAUUUUUUAAAUUUUACCAACGGACAAUUUAAGAGCGUGACCAAAUUGUAGGGUUUAACUCUUAAAAGUCACUG